Messenger RNA from Leptonychotes weddellii (Weddell seal), 1228 nucleotides. It is a transcript of the gene ASCL5, whose product is annotated as achaete-scute family bHLH transcription factor 5. NCBI's taxonomy places the organism in Eukaryota, Metazoa, Chordata, Mammalia, Carnivora, Phocidae. The record is from RefSeq and is a predicted model, not a curated record. Gene Ontology annotation, biological process: developmental process; regulation of transcription by RNA polymerase II. Gene Ontology annotation, molecular function: DNA-binding transcription factor activity, RNA polymerase II-specific; RNA polymerase II transcription regulatory region sequence-specific DNA binding; protein dimerization activity.
UGGACACAGCGCAGCCAAUCACAGGAGGCCAAGAGUGGCCCUCUCUCCUCCUUGGGAGUGGAUCCCAGAUCAGAGGGGCCCCCACCCCCACCGCCCUCCUCCCUCCCCUUCUGGGUGUGUCGCCGUUUGAAGCUUAAUCAGGAAAGUGUACCUGGCUCCUGGUGCUGUGGCAGGGAAGCCGGCCCAGAGGCUGCCGACGGCACCGCAGGGCAGGUGGGCAGCCCCGGAGAUCCCUCUGUCCCCCUGAAGGCCCGCGAGCCACAGACCCCUGGGAGCAACAGCAGCAGUGCUGACGGAGUGCUCCCUGGAGAGAAACAUUUCCCUGAGCUGAGCGGGCACACUUCUCACAGCAGCCGCCGUUGUGAGGCCCCGGGCGGCGGGGGGAUCCCCAAGGCCGUGAGGAACAAGAACCGGGCACCCGUGGCCCCAAGUAUGAAGUCCCAGGGUUAGUGCCCGUGGGAGGUGCCCAUGCUGGGCUCAGGAGGAGCCGGGGUGCCGAGGCCUGCUGCCCUGCCCAUGGGCGCCACGGAAGAAGGCAGGGGUCCCCGGAGUUCUGCGGCGCCACGGCUGGAUCGGAGAGGGAACCGCUGAGCCUCUGCCAGGAGCCACACUAAGGCCACAGCAAUGACUUCUGUCAGGGAGAUCUCGGAGGCCACCCCAGAGGGCGAAGAGGAGCCCUAACCCAUCCUGGUACCCCAGGGCCGCUGCUGGCGAUGUGACUCAUCCCUGUGGUUGGGACCGCGCAGAGCCCAGGCGGCGCCGAUUCGGGGAGGGUCUGCCUCUGGGUGCAGCUCCACGCGGCACCAUGAACAAUAACUUCUGCCGGGCCCUGGUGGACCGGCGGCCCCUGGCGCCCCCCAGCUGCAUGCAGCUGGGCGUCGUGCCCGCUCCGCGCCGGGCGCCCUUGCCCCCCGCCGAGCCCCUGGGCAACGUGCCCCUGCUGCUGUACCCGGGCCCGGCCGAGCCGCAGUACUACGAUGCCUACGCGGGCGUGUUCCCCUACGUGCCCUUCGCCGGUGCCUUCGGGGUGUACGACUACCCCUUCGAGCCCGCCUUCAUCCAGAAGCGCAACGAGCGCGAGCGGCAGCGGGUCAAGUGCGUCAACGAGGGCUACGCGCGCCUCCGCGGUCACCUCCCGGGCGCGCUGGCCGAGAAGCGGCUCAGCAAGGUGGAGACGCUGCGCGCCGCCAUCCGCUACAUCAAGUACCUGCAGGAGCUGCUGAGCGCG